Molecule: messenger RNA, 720 nt
Organism: Diaporthe citri
Lineage: Eukaryota; Fungi; Ascomycota; Sordariomycetes; Diaporthales; Diaporthaceae
Exons: 3
Coding region: 1-720 (239 amino acids)
Source: RefSeq, a predicted model, not a curated record
AUGGUCUCGGCACCAUCCACAAGCGACAAGCGCGGGCACCACCUCAGGGUCCUCUCGGUGGGCCUCCCGCGAACCGGUUCCAAGUCUAUGUUACGCGCCCUCGAAAUUCUCGGCUAUCGGAACGUCCAUCAUCUUGGCCAGAUAUGGUGGAAGCCGCGGGAGUGGGCGUUCCUCGACCGUGCUGCAGAUGCGAGUUUCCCUAGCCUGUCCACACACAGGCCCGACCUGAGUCCGGUGGACUGGGACGUGAUGUUUGGGGAAAAUGAGGCCAUAACGGACGCCGCUGGUAUCUUUGGCCCUCAGCUUAUUGAGGCGUACCCUGAUGCGAAAUGCAUUAUGGUCAUGCGGGACUUUGAUGCAUGGGCUCGGAGCGUCGAUGAGACAUUGCUGUCAUACUUGUUUAGCUGGUUUAAAGCGGGUGAUGCGAGGAAGAAAGAGGUGCUGCGCAGGUAUUAUGACGAGCACUAUGCCACGAUCCAAAAAAUGGUCCCGCCCGAUAGGUUGUGCGUGAUGAGACUCGGUGACGGCUGGGAGCCACUGUGCCGCUUCUUAGGUCAUGAAAUACCGGAGGUUGCCUUCCCACACGAGAACGACACCAAGGAGAUGCACCUAGGGUGGCAGUACCUCAGGUGGGGCAUUUCGAAGGUGGCCGCCAAGAGAUCCAUACCUUGGGUCCUUGGCGGUAUUGCUUUAACGCUGGGUUCUAUGAAACUCCUAUGA